Gekko japonicus is the source of this 4236-nucleotide messenger RNA. RefSeq names its product ATP citrate lyase (gene ACLY). Gene Ontology annotation, cellular component: cytosol. NCBI's taxonomy places the organism in Eukaryota, Metazoa, Chordata, Lepidosauria, Squamata, Gekkonidae. The record is from RefSeq and is a predicted model, not a curated record. Gene Ontology annotation, molecular function: ATP citrate synthase activity. Bases 102 to 3473 code for a protein of 1123 amino acids. Gene Ontology annotation, biological process: citrate metabolic process; tricarboxylic acid cycle; fatty acid biosynthetic process. The transcript is spliced from 30 exons.
GAGGAGGAAGCCGGUAGGGGAAGGGCCCGGACAAAAGCGGUGCGGAGCCCCAACAGAAGGCAGAGGCGUCCCGUGUGCUCGCGCGUUGCAGCAAGGUAGCCAUGUCCGCCAAAGCUAUAUCUGAGCAGACCGGGAAGGAGUUCUUGUAUAAAUACAUCUGCACCUCGUCCGCCAUCCAGAACCGCUUCAAAUAUGCCAGAGUAACACCCGAGACCGACUGGGACCAUCUAAUCCAAGAUCAUCCCUGGCUGUUGACUGAGCGUCUGGUGGUGAAACCCGAUCAGCUGAUCAAACGACGCGGCAAGCUGGGCCUAGUUGGGGUGAAUCUCGACUUGAAUCAAGUGAAGGCCUGGCUGAAGCCACGGCUGGGUCACGAAACCACAAUUGCCAAAGCAAAAGGCAUCCUGAAGAACUUCUUGAUAGAACCUUUUGUUCCACACAAACAGACGGAGGAGUUCUACGUGUGCAUUUACGCUGCCCGCGAGGGGGACUACGUGCUUUUCCACCACCAGGGUGGGGUGGACGUGGGCGAUGUGGAUGCCAAGGCUCAGAAGCUGCUGGUGGGCGUCGAUGAGAAGCUCGACGAGUCGGCGAUCAAGAAGCACCUCUUGGUGCAUGCCCCACCGGACAAGAAAGAUGUCUUGGCAAGCUUCAUCUCUGGCCUGUUCAACCUCUAUGAAGACCUAUUUUUUACGUAUCUGGAAAUCAACCCACUAGUCGUAACUGCAGAGGGUGUUUACGUGCUGGACCUGGCAGCAAAGAUUGACGCAACAGCUGACUAUAUCUGCAAAGUGAAAUGGGGCGACGUGGAGUUCCCCCCUCCUUUUGGAAGAGAGGCAUAUCCAGAGGAAGCCUACAUUGCUGACCUCGAUGCCAAGAGCGGAGCCAGUUUAAAGUUGACCAUCUUGAAUCCAAAGGGCAGAAUUUGGACCAUGGUGGCUGGAGGCGGAGCUUCUGUCGUGUACAGUGACACCAUCUGUGACCUUGGCGGGGUAGACGAAUUGGCAAACUACGGCGAAUACUCCGGCGCUCCCAGUGAGCAGCAGACCUACGACUAUGCCAAAACAAUCCUCUCCCUCAUGACACAGGAAAAACAUCCCGAAGGCAAAAUCCUGAUCAUCGGAGGGAGCAUUGCUAAUUUCACCAACGUAGCCGCCACAUUUAAGGGGAUUGUUAGAGCCAUUAAGGAUUACCAGGGCCCUCUGAAAGAGCAUGAGGUGCGGAUCUUCGUAAGGAGAGGGGGCCCAAACUACCAGGAAGGCCUGCGUGUCAUGGGGGAAGUAGGGAAAACAACCGGCAUCCCAAUCCACGUCUUUGGCACCGAGACCCACAUGACUGCCAUUGUCGGCAUGGCCCUGGGACACCGGCCCAUCCCAAAUCAGCCCCCCGCUGCGGCUCACACGGCGAACUUUCUCCUUAACGCCAGCGGCAGCUCCUCGGAAAUGACCCCUGAUUGUUCGGAUGUUGUUACCCGCCCUGAAGCCUGCUCGCAGGAAGGAAGGGCUACUCCGGCGCCCAGCAGGACAGCGUCUUUUUCUGAGUGCCGGCCCGACGAUCUGGCUCCUGCCAAGAAAGCCAAGCAAGCAGUCCCUUCUGAUGCAUCACUAUCUUCGAGACCUGUUCAAGGUAAAGCCACGACCUUGUUCAGCCGUCACACCAAAGCGAUUGUGUGGGGGAUGCAGACCCGGGCCGUGCAAGGGAUGCUGGACUUUGACUACACCUGCUCCAGAGACGAGCCUUCGGUGGCCGCCAUGGUCUAUCCGUUCACUGGUGACCACAAACAGAAGUUCUACUGGGGCCACAAAGAGAUCCUGAUCCCGGUCUUCAAGAACAUGGCAGACGCCAUGAGAAAGCACCCGGAAGUGGACGUGCUGAUCAACUUCGCAUCCCUUCGCUCCGCCUACGACAGCACCAUGGAGACCAUGAACUACCCACAGAUCCGUACCGUGGCUAUCAUUGCUGAAGGUAUCCCAGAGGCGCUGACCCGCAGACUGAUCAAGACAGCAAAUGAGAAGGGAGUUACGAUUAUUGGACCCGCAACGGUAGGUGGGAUCAAGCCAGGCUGUUUUAAGAUUGGAAACACCGGUGGAAUGCUGGAUAAUAUCUUGGCAUCUAAGCUGUACCGCCCUGGCAGCGUAGCCUACGUUUCUCGUUCAGGAGGGAUGUCCAACGAGCUCAACAACAUCAUCUCCAGGACCACAGAUGGGGUCUUUGAAGGAGUAGCCAUUGGUGGCGACAGAUACCCUGGUUCUACUUUUAUGGAUCAUGUUUUACGCUACCAGGACACUCCAGGGGUGAAGAUGAUAGUGGUGCUAGGAGAAAUCGGAGGAACCGAGGAGUACAAGAUUUGCAGGGGGGUUAAAGAAGGCCGGAUCACUAAGCCUGUCGUCUGCUGGUGCAUUGGGACGUGUGCAACCAUGUUCUCCUCAGAGGUUCAGUUUGGCCAUGCAGGAGCUUGUGCCAAUCAGGCAUCCGAAACGGCAGUGGCCAAGAACAAAGCUCUGAAAGAAGUGGGUGUUUACGUACCUCGGAGUUUCGACGAGCUGGGCGAUGUGAUUCAGUCUGUGUAUGAAGAUCUUGUUUCCAAGGGCGUGAUUGAGCCCGCUCAGGAGGUGCCUCCCCCUACUGUGCCAAUGGACUACUCGUGGGCGAGGGAACUUGGUUUGAUCCGGAAACCGGCUUCCUUCAUGACAAGCAUUUGUGAUGAGCGGGGCCAGGAGCUGAUCUACGCUGGCAUGCCCAUCACGGAGGUCUUCAAAGAAGAGAUGGGAAUCGGUGGCGUCUUAGGUCUGUUGUGGUUCCAGAGGAGGUUACCCAAGUAUGCCUGCCAGUUCAUAGAAAUGUGUUUGAUGGUGACGGCCGACCAUGGGCCUGCGGUAUCAGGAGCCCAUAACACAAUCGUCUGUGCGAGAGCGGGGAAGGACCUGGUCUCCAGCCUCACCUCUGGCCUGCUGACCAUCGGGGAUCGGUUCGGUGGCGCUCUUGACGCAGCCGCGAAGAUGUUCAGCAAGGCGUUUGACAGCGGCAUCAUCCCGAUGGAGUUUGUGAACAAGAUGAAGAAAGAAGGGAGGCUGAUCAUGGGCAUCGGCCACCGGGUGAAAUCGAUCAACAACCCAGAUAUGAGAGUCCAAAUCCUCAAGGAUUAUGUGAAACAGCAUUUUCCUGCAACACCCCUUUUGGACUAUGCGCUGGAAGUGGAGAAGAUUACUACAUCCAAGAAACCUAAUCUCAUCCUGAAUGUCGACGGGUUCAUCGGAGUGGCCUUUGUUGAUGCACUCAGGCACUGUGGCUCCUUCACACGGGAGGAAGCGGACGAGUACAUUGACAUCGGUGCCCUCAACGGCAUCUUUGUACUUGGCAGGAGUAUGGGGUUCAUUGGACAUUACCUAGAUCAGAAGAGGCUGAAGCAGGGCUUAUACCGUCACCCCUGGGAUGACAUCUCCUACGUCCUGCCGGAGCACAUGACCAUGUGACAACCCAAGGGGACACAAUGAGCUGCUUGUACAGAUGAGGAACGCUGGCGCAACUGAACGAUAUCACCGUUGGCUGAUCUAGGGAAGAGAACUAAUCAGACUGAAACUCUGUACAAAAGGCGGCCUGUGCAGCCCUUCGGGAUCCUAUGAGAAACCAAAACCCCUCGCUAAGUCCUGCUGUAUUUAAUAGAUAAAAGCAGCCGCACGGUGUCUGCCUGCGUUUUGUGCGUGUUUUUAUUUCUCUUUUCCCCUUCCCAUCACUUGUCUGCAGUGUGUUUCUGACCAUGUUUUAAUUUUUUUUUAAAAAACAAACAAAUUAUGAUCUGUGACUUGAAGAGUCGGAGAGCAUCAUUGAACCCACAUUACGGAAACCUCGAACGUUGUUCUCACAGGCUGUAUAAUUUUGUGAUCCGUUUGUCCUUUUUUCUUUCUAUUUUUUACUCCUUUGUACUCUUCACAAUCUGAUUGUACUUUCUGGUCGGGGGGGGGGGCAUUGCUGCUUUAAUAAGCCAUUCCGAGUCCAGUGUAGUAAUUUUAAAAUGUAAACUUGUAACAUAGACUUUUUGUUCAAAACUGUGAAACUUACCUGUAUUUAUGCAGCUGAGAUUUUUACUUAUGACAAAACCUUCCCGCGAACCCACAAUUCUUGCAAACGCUGGCCUGUGAGUGGCUGUGUGUCCAUGCAACACCUGUCUUCUCUGGGGCCUCUAACUUAUAUCCACAAUAAUAGUCCAUGCUUUCUCUGUCUUCUGUAUCACUGUAA